This is a messenger RNA of Exserohilum turcica Et28A, 3384 nucleotides long. RefSeq lists its product as uncharacterized. Gene Ontology annotation, biological process: negative regulation of MAPK cascade; protein dephosphorylation. The record is from RefSeq and is a predicted model, not a curated record. Gene Ontology annotation, cellular component: cytoplasm; nucleus; cytosol. The transcript has 3 exons. NCBI's taxonomy places the organism in Eukaryota, Fungi, Ascomycota, Dothideomycetes, Pleosporales, Pleosporaceae. The coding region runs from base 1 to 3384 and encodes 1127 amino acids. Gene Ontology annotation, molecular function: protein tyrosine/threonine phosphatase activity; MAP kinase tyrosine/serine/threonine phosphatase activity.
AUGUCUGCCUCGCCCACAAUACCCCAUGACGCUAACAGUGCGACGCUGAAAAGGGCUUUCUCUACACCCAAUUCUUCCUUUCCUUGCAAAAAACUCGAGCAGUCCCUUGCCCACUGCUCCCCAUCGCCUUCUACCGCUCUGCGAAGUCGCCGCUGGCCUACACACUCCUCCUGCCUGCCGUCGGCGCUACAGACAACACGCCCACCCGCCAGCAUGGUGCAAACAAGCGCGCGAACAUUUAUGCCCAUGCCCUCGUUUGGCGCCGUGUUUGGAGGCGAACACCACAAGGGCCAUGCAGACGGUAAUGGCUCGCAUCUAGUGCGGCCAGCAACAAGCCCAAACACAAACUCGGGCGCGCCCUUCUCCUCCUUUCACCUGCACAGCGAAAGCCGCGACAGCCACUCGACGGCCUCUUCCGACAACUCGCCCACGACGACAAUCUCGACCAUGGACUCGUCGUCGGUAACGGACCCGUCUCCAGGCGUGUCGCCCGAGUCGCCUCACGCAAGAACAGUCGCCCCUUUGUCGUUUGUGGCCGACUUUCGCUCGCGCAGGACAGAACAGUCGUCUGGAGAUGCUGCCUCAAAUACCUUUUUCGAGCUACAGCGGCCAACAACACCGGCGAAGAAGCCUCGGAAUCUCAAAAACCUCGGCAUCAACACAGCCUCGUCUCUUGGUAACCUGCGCGCCCACACGCCAGCGCCCAUUGCAGUCGCUCCAAAGGAGAAGAACAGUUCGGCGCCCCCGUCACCAUUGUUCAUCAAGCCGCCGACACCGCCCAAGCGAAGACCAUCGAAUCUCAGCUUGACAAUAUCCACACCCGGUGCCCCGGACAACAAGCCAGUACGACUCCUCAUACCCUCAACGCCUUCCUUCAAUCGCCCGCCCCUUCGCCACUUCCAGUCGUCUCCUUCAUUACCGUUAUGUUCAACAGCAAACCCGUUGAGUGGUCCGCAGCUGCCUCCACUGCGUCCCGUGGUGAGCAAGCCAAGUGGACUCGCCGAAGUGCCUUUUGAGAUGGAAGAGGAGGAGGACCAAGAGCCCAAUUUCGACGUGCCUCAAUCGCGCGAGGAAAAGCCUGCUGCAUAUCCUAAUGGCCCCAUUUGUAUAUACGAGGCUGGCGUAUACCUCUACUUUGAACCGACCGCUGUACAGGCCACGACUUUUGAUGUGAUUAUCAAUGUUGCGAGCGAGGUCAAAAAUCCCUUUACCGCGUCUACGUCGCAAUCACAAAAAGACAUUGAUGCCAGGCGCGUAGAUGGUCCACCAGCGGAGAAUAUUGACUUUGCUACCCUUUCGCAGAGACCAAAACAAUCGUUUGGCAUGGACGACAACUCUCCCACAACACCAAAAGCCAUGCCCCCAGUCAUGCAGACUAUACAGCCACGCGAAGUCGUCAUCGAGGGCAAGACGUACAAGACACCCGAAUACAUUCACAUGCCCUGGGAGCACAACACGGACAUUGUGCCCGAUCUCCACAAGCUUGUGAGGAUGAUUGACGAAAGGGUGCAGCAAGGGAAGCGCGUCCUCAUCCAUUGCCAGUGCGGUGUCAGCCGUUCAGCCAGUCUCAUUGUUGCGUAUGGCCUGUACAAGGACCCUCAGAUGAGCGUGCAAGAGGCGUACGACAGGGCGAAAAAGCGAAGCAAGUGGAUUGGACCCAACAUGAAUCUCAUCAUGCAGCUUCAAGAAUUCCGCAACAGCUUGUUGAGGCAGAACGAGAGCCGCUCGUACCACAACCAAGGGUACAAUCGACGAUCCGCCGGUCUUCCUACAGGAACGAACAAAUUCUCGUCAUAUGACAGAGACAGCCCUUCAGGAUCACGCACUCCACGCACGGCACCGCUUCCUCCUGAAUGCAGCGACAUGAGCAUGCAGCGUGCAAGCACAGGAAACAUGAUGGCCAUUUCUCCAGGACCACUGUCAGCACCCACUGGCGCUUUCUCGCCUGGUUUCCGCCGGUCAUGGGAUUCCAGUCCAUCGCAUUUUGACCUCGCAUCACAGCCAGACCCGUCGCCAACUUCACAUGUCGAUCCCCAAGGCCCAGUCGUUCCAAUGGUCUCUGUGACUAGCAAUGAUCUACCAACGAUUCACGCUGAAGACGCUUCUGACAGCGAUGUGGCACCAGACCAUCUGGAUGAUUUCAAACAGCCCGCGUUCCCCAACUUCUCGCGUCAACUUCGACUACGGCCCAUGGAUGAUGAAGACGAAGGUGCUUCUGGAACCGAACAAAGGCUUCUGGCACCUCUAAAGCCAUUCGGAAUGGAGCCAUUAAAGUCACCUGCCGUGGCAAGCUUCAAUAUUCCCGACUUUCCUUCUUAUCAGUCAUCUGACAAUGACAUCAUGUCACCGAUCAAAACAUCUUUUGACAAUCCAUGGCCACCAGGCUACGAUUCUGAUUCUGAUGAGCCCGAGCCUGCUCUACUAACGACACUCACGAGUCCUACGCACUUUGGUGGUAGCAAUCACCCUAUAGCCUCCGACAUUGCUUCGCCCGUAAAGACGCAUUUCCCUCAGGAUGUCUUUGGCGACGACGACAAAGAUCAGCCAAAGGACGAUUUGACGUCACCACGUGCCACCGAAUUCCACAUGACUCCACUGAAGCCCAGGGUAGCAGACGAGGAUCCUUUUGGACUGACUUCACCGACAAGAGGGGAAUUCAACCCCUUUGACCGGCCCAGGAGUAUAUUGACGCUCAAAGGCUCGGAACAGGAAGAUCGGCGGCCCUCAUUUCAAGCCAUUCUGCCACCUGCGCACCAGACAUUCAAUGGCUUUGCAUCCCUGGAUGGCACAGCGCAGACGCAUACCAUCUUCGAGUCUCCUGUCCCACUGGCCAUGUUUGCACCGAAACAAUUUCCUCUGGUCGGGCCUCGGGUCGACAGCCUGAGCAAUUCGCCUGCCAGGCAAGCAUUGAACCACAGCGACCCCCAUACGCCAACGCCAGCAGCACUCCCUCAAGUACCUCCUUCCCCUCGCUCGCCCACCGAAACCUUUCUCGCCACCCCUGGCAAGGCCAUCAAAACACGGUUUUCAUCUCCCAACAUACGCGAGAAGCGACACCUUCAGAGGCUGCAGACGGAGAUUCAGUCCAAACUGCCAAGGGCCUCUGUUCCCCAGCACGCUGCAGAUGACCUUGAUGCGCUCAUGUCACCACGAGCAGAAGAGUUUACGAGAAAUCCCUUCCGCAUUGAGCUCCAGAGUCCUGGCGAAGAUGCAAGCCCAGUCUCUUCUGAUGAGACAAUCAGGGACGGCCGAAACGGUCAUUUCACAUGGGAGGAGCCAAUCCCAACGCGGCAGUGGACGCCCGAGAAGGCUACUGCUGAUCCUCGAAGCCCUGUCCAGACCGGGGGAAGCCCGAUUGUUCGUAACAUCUGGGACGUGCUUUGA